AAGAAUUACAAUUAAUCCAAAUAUAAACACCAGUCAUCCCUUCAACAAAGAAACUCUACAAAUAGCAAAACCAUAGUGGAAAUAUAACAAGCAGUCCCUCUUUCAUUUCCUCCAAACCGAAGUAUUUGCCCAUUAUCUCUCUCAUGGCUUCCACUUCUAAUAACAAUAUCACCACCACCAUGCACCACAGCCCACCCUCCUAUGGAUCUGACCCGUCCUCGCCUAACACCACCUUCGUCCAAGCUGACCCGGCCACCUUCCGAACCAUUGUCCAAAAACUCACUGGAGCGCCCGACGACCUAUCAACCCAAAAGCUCCCAAUCACCCACCCAAAUCGACCCUCUGCAAUUCCAGGCCCUAAAAGACCUGCAUUCAAGCUUCAUGAAAGGAGACAAAGCGCCAAGAACCUGCAAAUCAACCUUAACAGCAAUUCUACCAUCAACAACAGCUUCGAGCAUCCUGACCUCUUCCAGUUUAGACAGCGAGCUGGUUUCUUGGUGUCGCCGGUGUCAACUUUGGACUUUUUUGGUGCGCGCACGAGCCCUAAGUCACCCUGCGAAGAGUUUUGUUCCCGUGGGAGUCCUAGAGAUGAGGAAGAGAGAGCCAUUGCUGAAAAAGGGUUUUAUCUGCAUCCAAGCCCCUUGAGUACUCCAAGAGGAGCAGAGCCUCCUGAGUUGUUGCCUCUAUUCCCUUUGCAUUCUCCUAGAGACGACAAUGAGGAUCGAGAUGGUGAGGAUGAUGAUGAUGAUCGUAAUUCUUGUUCUUGAAUUAGGAGUCUGCUACUAAUCUAGGAUGCUAAUUAUUGAAUAUUAUAAUUUGUUAAACGUUCUCUUAAUUUUGAUGGAAAUGUUAAUUAUCUUAGUUAACUGUUAA
This is a messenger RNA of Hevea brasiliensis (rubber tree), 873 nucleotides long. Its product is annotated as VQ motif-containing protein 11. The transcript has a single exon. NCBI's taxonomy places the organism in Eukaryota, Viridiplantae, Streptophyta, Magnoliopsida, Malpighiales, Euphorbiaceae. The record is from RefSeq and is a predicted model, not a curated record. The coding region runs from base 144 to 767 and encodes 207 amino acids.